AUGAAGGGGGUGACAACAAGCCCGCAGCGGGGGAAGCCCGCAUCAGCCAAGCGACGUGCGAGGCAGACGCUGGUGUCCUCGCUUCUGCUGGUGCUUGGCGUGUGCUAUGUGGCAAGCUACAGGUGGAAGGCCAAGAAAAUUGACGCAGAGCUACGGAAUCUGGAUGAGGAGGCGUCUGUGCAAGAUUUAGAAGGCGAGCAGCGGCUGGGGCGGGGCGUCGCCGCCGCCUGCAGCCAGCCGCCGCUGGUCAGCUCGUGGGCGCUAGCUGGGGAGCGGGCCUCGUGGCGCCAUGCGCCCAAGUACUCCACCCACACCUGCAUCUCACAGAAGUUCUACGACAACUACCACCAGGCCACAUGCAAGUUUGACAACGUGUGCAUCAACGCCAGCACCCGGCAGUUUGAAUACUACGUGGACCCAGCCUAUUCAGGAGUGGUGGACUGGGGAAUAGGCAACCCGGUGGCGUUUGACCAGAGCGGCAACCCGCAGGAGGACUUUCCCCCCACCAUGGUCAACCCGGGCCACGCACGCAUCGACACCAGCGUCAGCUGGGCGCCGGUUGUGAAGCGGCGGCAGUUCCCGCGGCCGGGUGCGCGCGUCAAGUGGGCUGCCUCCGACCAGGGCCUGCUGCACGCCUUCCCGCCGCCCCUGCUGUGGAACUUUGGGCACGUCAUGUUUGAUGUGAUGGUGCCCAUCUUCAACAUGCAGCACCAGUUUGGCCUGUACGACCCCGCCGCACAGAUCCUCAUCCCCUUUGCCGUCAACGGCUCCGACGACGACCUGCGCUACUGGCUGCCCAAGCUGGUCAACACGCGCAAGCCCGAGAAGAGCGUGCUGCGGCUGACGCACGACCACGAGGCGGCGUGGGUGGGAGAGUACGCGGCGGCGGCGCUGGGGGACUCCCGGGACGGCCUGGUGUGCUUCAAGACGCUGCUGGCGGGUACGGGCAACCUGAACCGGCAGCAGGCGGAUGUGGACUCGCUGCCGUACCGUCAGGCGGUAGUGCACCACCUGGGCAUACCAGACCUGCCGCACAAGAAGCCAGUCAUCACCAUCCUCAACAAGAAGGCGCGCCGAGCUGCUCGCCAACACGUCCAGCUCAUGGCCGACACCAGCAUCCUCAUCACGCCCUGCGGCGGCCUAGCCACGGUGCUGACCUUCCUGCCGCCGCAGUCCACAGCCAUCGUGCUCAACUAUUGGAACACGCUGCUCAACCGUAGCCUGCAGAUGGAGGACAACUACUACCAGCACAUGGAGUAUCUGGACUUCCAGUACAUGCCCGUCACACCGCAGGACUACGAGGCAACCACCGACCGGCCCGAGUGCGAGCUGGUGGAGGGCGGGGGGCGGCUGGAGGACUCGCACUACGGCCUGCUGGGCUCCCUGGUGCACUGCAACCUGAUGUUCCGGGAGGCGGGCCUGCAGCGCCUGCUCACGUAUGUGGACAAUGCCAUGCAGCGGUGGGCGGCGCGGCGGGGGCGGUUCGAUGUGCUGGCGGGGCCGCGCAAGGCAGGCCGCCAGGGGCAGGCAGGCAGGCGCGGCGGCCGCGGCGGCACCGAGGAGGAAUAG
Molecule: messenger RNA, 1569 nt
Organism: Chlorella variabilis
Lineage: Eukaryota; Viridiplantae; Chlorophyta; Trebouxiophyceae; Chlorellales; Chlorellaceae
Exons: 11
Coding region: 1-1569 (522 amino acids)
Source: RefSeq, a predicted model, not a curated record